Marasmius oreades (fairy-ring Marasmius) is the source of this 1029-nucleotide messenger RNA. RefSeq lists its product as uncharacterized. The record is from RefSeq and is a predicted model, not a curated record. NCBI's taxonomy places the organism in Eukaryota, Fungi, Basidiomycota, Agaricomycetes, Agaricales, Marasmiaceae. The coding region runs from base 442 to 843 and encodes 133 amino acids. The transcript has 4 exons.
AUGGGCCAGUUUUGGUGGUGUAGGUUGACAUGCUCCCCCCUUGCUUUCCUCCGAAAUGGUCGCCAAUGUCCUCGUCACUCAAGCGCAGACUCUCAACCUCAGCUACGAGAAUCUGACGAGGGAGAAGAAGAAGUUUUUAUUGAGGAGCUGAACGAGAUAGCCAUUUCGAGCAACUCUACAUCCACCUACUUCCCAAUUGGAAGCCUUGGGGGGCUGCGGCAUGAGCAAAAUGCAAGCUGUACCAGAGGAGACCCGAUCAUCCAACUACGAAGGGUCGCUUUCACUUUCGAUUACCGCUGCCAUGCGUUCAUUGAAGAUACCGAGCUCGGAACCUGGAACGGUACAUUAACGGUUAGGCAUUGGAAGGGUGGGAGGCAGAUGCAGAUGUAAAGAAAAGAACGCGAUGGCUUUGAACGACAAGCGGUUGUUGUCAUAGAAAUUAUGACAAGUGAUGAAGACAGGGACAGGCGACCACAUAACUGUUCCGAAAGCAGCGCUGUCAUUCACCCUAUACACGAUCCCGACCAUCAUACACCUUGUUCCCUACCGCACGGGUUUCAACACAACCUCCACCCUCCCGUACACACGCUCUCGUCAUUCAUCCUUACUCGUCGGUUCGCUAUCUCAGUACUCUCGCUCCCCGGUCUUGGAUCAUCAGUUAUCUAUCUCCCUGUCAGCAUUUUCGCCACCAUUUCCGUUUCUGUACCUGCAUCUACCAUACUGGGUCGACGGUACGAACACAAGCCACAUCACGGUUGUAUGAGAAUCACUUGCCCGGGUUGCGUACGCAGUAUGUAUACUGUAUGUAUAGAGUCUGCUUCAGUAAGCUAUUCGGCUGGUUAACACGAUCGUCAUGGGUUAUGCCACACAGUCCCGGUCAACUCCUCAGCAUUCUGGGAUUCAAAGCGGGAGUAAAGGUGCCCCGUUCGGAAGAAGGGGGAAGUGUAAGCCAUUACACACAUACCCAACACCCCAAUCGGCGAUGAUCGAGGAUCGAUGAUCUCUAAAACACCCAAAUCCUCUCCGCGC